Dunckerocampus dactyliophorus (ringed pipefish) is the source of this 12492-nucleotide messenger RNA. Its product is annotated as mitochondrial carrier homolog 1-like. Gene Ontology annotation, biological process: positive regulation of apoptotic process. The record is from RefSeq and is a predicted model, not a curated record. The transcript has 12 exons. Gene Ontology annotation, cellular component: membrane; mitochondrion. Bases 1071 to 2006 code for a protein of 311 amino acids. Lineage: Eukaryota; Metazoa; Chordata; Actinopteri; Syngnathiformes; Syngnathidae.
UUCAUGACUUCACCAUAAGAAAGACACUGGGCAAAAACGGCCUGCAUGGCAGAGUUCUGAGACGAAAAUCACUGCUGAACAAAAACAACAUUAAGGCUUGUCUCAAUUUUGCCUUUGGGAAAAUACUCUGUGGUCUGUCAAGACAAAAGUUAAACUUUUUGGAAAAGUGUGUGUCCCAUUACAUCUGGCGUAAAAGUAAAGCUGCAUUUCAGAAAAAGAACAUCAUAGCAACAGUAUAUUAUGAUGGUGGUAGUGUGAUGGUCUAAGGCUGUUUUGUUGCUUCAGGACCUGGAAGACUUGCUGUGAUAAAUGGAACCAUGAAUUCCAAUGAAUUUCAGCCUCUCAAAUGUGAAUAUUUUUUAAUUUCCUUAGUCUUCCAUGAAAGCAGACCUAUUAUCUUUGGCAAAACAAGAUAUUCACACACAUCAGCUCUGAGUUUUGAAAACAGUGGUGGACAUUUUUGCCUCUUUUCUGAUAUGUUGUUGACCAGACCACUAAAAUGUGUGUUUGGUUUUUCUACCGAGGGCCACAGAAUGAAAAAUCAAAGGAUGCAGGGGACACUUUUACAUUUUUAGACCAACCCGUGCAGAUACAAGUAUAUCAAGACGUUUUUUAUAUGUAAAUAAAAAAAAACAGUCUGCAUCAGGUUUAUGUAAUUUUUUAAAUAUUAUGACCUGUUUGUCCUUACAGUACAUUUUUUUGCUGUUUUUUAUUUUUGAUUUGUACAAAUAUUUCAACUUUCUUCUUGUACAUUUUUUUCUUGUAAUAGUAUGACUUUAUUCUCAUGUUUUGACUUUAUUGCCGUAACAUUUGACCUACCUAAUUUUCCUAAAACUUAAUUCUUUGUUUUAUUUUCGUUUAAUAUUUAAUAUUAUUUAAAUUUUUCAAAUUUAUGGUAUUUUUUUCUUCAUUUUGAAAAAAAAAUCGAUCAGUCUUACGCAUGAAUUGUCACACUUAUUGUGAAGGAUUAAAGCGGAAGUGAUUACCGUGAAUGUUACAGUAGUGACAGUCAAUGAGAAAAACGUCGAGUAUUUCCGUCUACUUUCCGGCCGGGCUAACUGUAACCAGCAAUGGACUCGCUCGGAACCGUUCCCACGCAGACCAGCGAUGUUGAGGUCGAUACUGCACCGGGAGCCGGGGGUGUGGAUGCCGCGGUUCUUCUGCUGGGAGCAGGAAUGACUGCUGUCACACACCCGCUGCUUUAUGUGAAGCUACUAAUACAGGUGGGUCACGAGCCGCUUCCCCCGACUGUGGGCACCACAAUGUUCGGAAGGAGAGUUUUAUACCUUCCUGGAUUCUUCUCUUAUGCACAGCACAUAGUAAAAGUGGAUGGAAAGAGGGGACUCUUCCGUGGCUUGUCACCACGUAUGGUGUCUAUUGCCAUCUCCACUGUGAUCAGGACCAAAGUUAAAACGACAGAGCUGUUAUCCAAGAAAGAAGACGUGCAAACCUCUCUGAGGAAAGUAAUGAAAGAGACUUCUCAUGAGAUGGUCAUCCAGUGCCUGUCUAGAAUAGCCACUCAUCCUUUUCAUGUUUUGUCAGUGCGUUGUAUGGCCCAGUUUGUUGGCAGAGAGGUCAAGUACAGUGGAAUUUUCAGCGGUAUCGUCAGGAUUUUUAAGGAAGAAGGAGUCAGCGGGUUCUAUGUUGGUCUAAUGCCGCAUGUGCUGGGAGAAGUCCUCUUCUUGUGGUGUUGCAACUUGCUGGCGCACUUUAUCAACACCUACGCUGUAGAUGACAGUUUUAGCCAGGCCUCAGCCGUGCGGAGUUACACAAAGUUUGUAAUGGGGUUUGCAGUGAGUAUCCUAACAUAUCCGUUCAUGCUGGUGGCUGACGUCAUGGCGGUCAACAACUGUGGUUUGACUGCAGGUCUUCCUCCUCACUCGCCCAUCUUCACGUCAUGGAUGCACUGCUGGCGUUACCUCAGCCAGAAGGGUCUCCUGUUCAGAGGAUCCAGCUUCUUUUCUCGCCGUGUGCCGGUGACCUCUCUGCCCUCCAUCAACGAUUGAUCAUUAUCAUCAUCACCACAUCCUGGACUGCACGUCGUCCUCCUGUUCAGUGUUGUAUUCCUAUUGCUGACACUCCGAUAGGGGAGGAGGAGCGAGUGACUGUGCUUGUACAGUGCAGUGCAAAGAUGGAACUGGUCAGAAAUGUUUGCGCUUGAGGAACACGUGGGGUGACAGCAGUGUUACGGAAUCAAACCAGCGGCCCUUCCCUCACAGGCUGCCUUCUUAACCACGCAUUCCCCCCACUGUUCCAACAACACAGCAUCAACUAUACAGUAAAGUGCUUACGUUGCGGAAGGUACCUACCUAGUAAAUGUAGUUCGUACCUGCAUGAUGUCAACAGCUAAACUUUUUUUGUGUUUACUUGGAACAAUGAUUAUUUUAUUUAAGUGUAGAGGAUGAUUUAAAAAUAAUAAUAAUCACUGACCUCUGGAUUAGUUUGAAACUUUUCAGCAGCUCCUUACUGCAAGAAUCUACCAGUCCGAGUUUGGCGUCUUGCUUGUGGACACUUCAACCGUGCUCAGGGAUCAGAAGCGCUUCACCAACCAGUCCCAGUUUCCAUAUUUCUAAGGCAUGUCCUUAAGGGCUGCUGAAGGUCAAACUAAGCACUGCAGCAGGGAAGAAUUGCAGAUUUGUGGGACGUAGGAAUUUGAACUGUCUGUGCGGCGUGUAAGUCCAUCAGUGAUUGACAGGUGAUCCCGAUCAGUUGAGUGCGCACGCCACGUCUUCACCUUAAGUCAGCUGUGAUCGACCCCAGCUUACCUGUGACACUGCAUGGAAUAAGCAAGUGUUGGAUGUCAGGGUGAAAAAUGGCAAUGCAGGCAGACGUUUGAAGACGGGCCACAGUAGCACCACUCACAGAAAGUUAGGGAUAUUCACAACUGUUGUGUUAGAGAACAGCAGGUUGUGCGUUAAGUAUUGAACAUGUUGGACGUGUGCAUUCAGAAUUCGAGAAGCUCAAAUUAAGUUCACCUGUAAAGUUUAUACAGUAGUACAUUUUAGGUUUAUCCUGAAAUGUAUCUGAAAUAUCCCUAACUUCUUGUGAGUAGUAGCCUAUACCAUAAAAGUAACUGUCAGCUAAAAGCAAGAAAUGAACAUUUGUGUGGUCUAAUAGUUGUCCAUUUCUAGUGGGACAUUUGUAUGAUUGUGUCAGAAUCCAACAUGGAAACAUUUACAUGAGUUGAUUAAAUGUUGUAUAUCAAUGCCAGAAAUGAAAGAUAUCAAAAACACAUUCAUUUUGUGUUCGGUAUCAAAACGGUUAUGACGUCUUAGUCUUAAAUGUCAUAUUUGUGCUUAAUGUUGGUCAUGAUGGUAAAGUUCGGGAGGAAAUGGUACGCCAUCACUUACGCAGGCAACAUUCCGGUACAGUACUGUCUAAUACGCUCUUAAUAUACUAUAAUAUACAUAUUACGUUUCAUUUUUCCUUUGAUGGGAAUGUACGUACUAAACCGCUUAAUACAAUUUCAGCUAUCUUGCAGACGAGUUGAUAAACUGCACACGCCCCAAUGAUACAACACUACCACCUAGUGGCCAUUACACGACGUGACAGUGGGUUGGACAUACACCUUCACCGGCUAGCAUGUUACCAAUUGUGAUUUAAAAGAGCAGACUGUACAAACAAAGGUUACAUUUUUCAUAAUUCAUUUUUAAGCUGAAUAAAGAUGGGCGUAAAGUGUCUUUCGGCCCGAAUAAGAUUGGUAACUCACGGCUGGAUGGUAUUGGGCUACAUUUCCGGAGCCCUUACACACACACACAAAAGCAAUUUGAUCAACAGUUUGCAGUAAUUCGGUGGGAAUGAUAGCUAAUCAUUUGCUAACAUACAUACUACUACUACUAGUAGUGCGCGUGCGUGUGUUACGUCUGGCGUACCUUACUUCCGCAAAGCAGGAAAGUUUGCGCCCUUUGGGUCGGUCUCUAAACAAGGCUGACUGCACGUGAGCGAUUCAACUCAAUGAAAGUUGAUUUAUCGCUCAUUCAAGAGUAGUGUAGUUAAGGAGACAACAUAUUAAGUGCAGAGUAAUUCAUUGUCAAAUAGCAGGACAAUACAAAACAGCCUCACACUGUGAAAAGAGAAGUGGUUUAAAUAAAAAAUAAUGUACAUCCCACUGUCCCAAAUCCCCCGCACCUCACACGUCUAGAUGACAGAAGCAAACAUACACACAUUUGUAACACAGAUCUUGUCAUUCCAACAUGGACACUACAAGUAUAUUGCUUUUUAAGGCGACUAAGCACAAUCACUCCCCUAACAGAUCACUUAAAAAACGUACUCAACUUCAUCAUACAAAGUCUUAAUUAUAGACAACCUUCAUACAACGACUGUAUAUGGAAGUUCAUUUGUCCUCAUAAAAAAAGAUUACAUGUAGCAUGGUUCAUGUAAAAAGGCAAUGUGAAACUAAUGUUAACAUCGAAGUGGACUCAUUUGACCUUUAGUCGUCAUUCAAAAGGAAAAGCUAGGUGUUAAAAGUGGCGCAAUGGCAUUGCUUUGAUUACACCUCUUUGCAUAUCCAUCCAUGCAUAUUCUAUAUUCAUCCAUUCAUUUUCUAUGCCGCUUGUCCUCACUAGGGUGGUGGGGGUAUGCCUGAGCCUAUCCCAGCUGACUUCGCGCGAGAGGCGGGGUACACCCUGGACUGGUCGCCAGCCAAUGGCAGGGCACAUAUAGACAAACAACCACUCACAUUCAUACCUAUGGACAAUUUAGAGUCGCCAAUUAACCUAACAUGCAUGUUUUUGGAAUGUGGGAGGAAUACCACAUACCCGUACCCGGAGAAAACCCACACACGCACGGGGAGAACAUGCAAACUGCACACACAGAUGCCCAAACGGAGAUUCAAACCCAUAUAUUCCAGGUCUCCUGACUGUGUGGCCAUGCGCUCAAUUUUGCAUAUCUUCUACAAGAUAUUUAAUUAAAUCACUGAUAUUAAAAAGAAAAACUUCAAAUAGUGAACUUGUGUGAUGCACUGUCAUUACAAUGCAUACUGUGUCAUCCAUCCAUGUCAAAGCUGCUAUGGAGCAAACAGGCUUACAUCGUUGUAUUUUGUACAUUCAGACAAUCAGCAUUUGGAAUUAUUGGAGCCAAAAAAACAAAAAGCUACACCUUAAAACUUGCUUUACAUUCAUUUAAAAAAAAGACAGCAUGUUGGAUAUUGUGGACAAAGGACAGCUUCAGUCAUCUAAGUGGAUGCAAACUAGUAUCAAGGGUAAGCAGUUGCACUGUGUGUUGAUUCCAUUCCUUAAAAAAAAAUUAAAAUAAAUCACAUGCGCGCUCCCGUCACCUGAUGGGACUACUUAGGACAGUUGGGUUAAUCUGCCUCCAUGCAUGACCUUGAUUCCUUUGGUGCGAACUGUAGGCCAAAAACCCCCAAAUGAAGACGAUGGCCUGACUAACAUCACAUAAGGUGCUAAAGGCAGCCCAUGGCGGAUGUAUGUAACCAUAUUGCAAUGUUACUUUACUCAAUUCCCUCUUGUCAUCACGCAAGAUUAGUAUGCAACCACCACUGGAAGUUAUUACAUGGGGGGUGGUUCUUGAUCCAGUCUUUGGUUGGACACCAUUCCAAACAUUUGGAAAAAAUCCCUGAAGAGCACUUGAUUCCCGUCAAGUGCCUACCCAAUGUGUACAACCUGUGAGUGAAGAAGUGGGGGGGGGUUCAAAGAAGAAGAACAGUGCUGGCUUAGAAAGAGGGAAUGUGACGAUGCUGGUAUCAGAGUUUUAAAAAAAUAUAUAUAUUUCCCCAUUUGCCACUUCCACUGGUGUAAAAGAGUCCGAGUUCAGUCUCGUGUGCGUGAGCAUAAAGCAGGAGGGUGGCCCUGGAGGCAUCAAAGUGAAGAUGGAGAGAAAUGAAGGCAGCAGAUCCUAUUGUGGAAAGCAAUCACCCCCACGUCCCCAGUGGGAGAGAUCAGCUUGUCCGUCCUCGGACAAGGGUUUAGGCAAGGACUUGUUUGUGGCCUGCAGCUUCAUCUCUUGGUGGACUUCAUGUAGGAUGGUAUCGCUCCCCGAGCGGUGAGGCCUUCAAAGCGCUUGUAGGUGUAGUUGAUGAACACCCAGUCCUUAUUCUUCAGGUCGGCGUCUGAGUGGUUGGACACCUGAGUGGCUGGAGGAAGACGGCCACGUCAUUCAGAUGAACUCAGGAGAGAUUAGUCACCAUUUUUAAUGCAUGCAUGAACAUGCCACGUGGACUCUAACCCCCCCCAAAACUACUGUCACUUUGAGUGUAUGAGCCGUUACUUUUUUCUUAAGCUUUGAACUCUGCGGCUUAUACGGCGGUGUGGCUAAUUUAUGACCAUGUUCUAAUCUCCUGACUAACUACUACUAAUCGUUUAAAUACUGCGCCGCUCGCGAGUCACUGAGGAAAUGGUGCCUCUUUCUUUAGCAGGAGCUUGUCAACCCGUUGGAAAAACGCAGGUGGUCAUCACUCAAUACAACAGCAAUUUACUUAUUCUAAACUUAAACUUGUUUCAAACGGAGCGGGGAAGAAAGAUGAGGCCAAAAACGUACCAAUUCCACACGGAAUGCGAGGAGAACCUAUUUUUCCACUCUAUCUCAGCCAUGGCAUGUCGGCUCGGCUCUGCUGGCUCAGUAGCCAGUCUCCUUGCAGUGUGAAAGGUGAUGUAAUCUAACGUCAUGUCUCAUAACAUUACUGAUGCCUAGUGACCAGAACGUGACACAUAACUUGUCUUUCAAUACUUCUUGACUAUAAUAGGACGUAGUCAAUCACAAAACAGGAACCAUUUAUGUUUUUUAAAAAGUGCGAUAUAGUGAGGGGGCGAUAUCAGAAGAGCGAUAUAGCGAGGGAUAACUGUACAUGUGAAAAGCAACGUGAACAUACCUGUUGGUGUGAGGAUAUCCGAAUCUGGGAAUUCGUCAAAGUUUGACGUGUCAUCGAUGCUUUUGAUCUCAAUGGGGAUGGCUGCAGGUCUCUCUCUGCACAGCAAACAGGUUGUCAUAUUCAUAGUCGCUUUGCAUCAUUCUGCGGUGUGUAACGAGUGUGUGCAACUCAGUAUUUAUCCAACAUGCUGCAGUUGGUCUCUUACAUGAGGCACAGAGCACAGUGCAGUUGUCUGUGCUGCUAUUUGUGUGGCGUCAUGUUCUCUGCCACGCCGCUUAAACAGCAGUACCCGCUGGGUGUGUUAGUCAUAAAAGGAGGUGUGGUCAACCGCAUUGCCACCACAUUCCCAUCUAGGCUAAGAUGAAAAUCACACACUUGCUUUGACUGCAUUCGCUUGCACGUACAUACUGUAGAUAUACAACAGUCCAAGUAUGUGCUACUAUAUGAGUUGUAAUAUAACAGAAUUAGGAAAAUGUGCAUAACAAUGCUGCUUCGAGGUCUUUCCCUUGAAAGCUUUACAUGGGAUAUUUAUACAUCUCUCCUGCAGUCCUGAAAGCAGCAUUAGCGUGAUUGUGUUGCCCUUCAAUAAUGAAUGAUCAGAUUUUCUUGGUACAACGUGGGCUGGGUGUAAUCAAACACGGCUGUUGCACGCACGUCUUGUCAUCUUUUGUUGCUUUGUCGUUGCGGUCAACUGAUCUUUUCUACAUAUUUUCAGUGUGGUAACUGCAAAAAAAAUACAAGGGGUCAGUGUUACCUGAUAUGGUCAUAGUCUACACCCUCAAAGAAUGGAUUGGACUUGAUUUCCUCCACACCAACAGCACCUGUCCUGUGUUCCUCUUCACAGCAGAACCUGCAGACACCAAGUCUACGCUUAUCAUCACACACAAAACUAACGGCCAUUGCACCUCGCAUCUCUGAUCCUCACAGUGUCAUGCUGCGGCAUCUGCGUGUGUGGUGGAAGUGAGGUCCUACCUGAGGAUGAGGUCUUUGGCCUUCUCUGAAAUAGGCACUUCUGGAGGGAAUGUGAGCGUCUCCCGCCAGUUCAUGACUUUCCUGUACGUCUCUUGAGGCGUCUCCGAGCAGAAUGGCGGAUAGCCUGAAGACGCAUGCAUACACAGUAUUAGCACUAUUGGUACCAGGUCUGGCUACCACUUGCAGCGGUGUAUAAGAUGAUGACGUACCAAUGAGCAUCUCAUACAUGAUGACACCCAGGCUCCACCAAUCACACAGCUUGUUGUAUCCGUUCUGCAAGAAAACCUCAGGGGCGAUGUAGUCUGGUGUUCCCACAGUGGAGAACGCCUGAACGGGGAUGAUAGGAGAAGUAGUUACAUUCCUAAGACCUUGAAUGUGAUUUCUAGCCGAUUUUCAUCAGGGACAUCAUGCAGAGUGAUCAAAUGGAAGACCCAAAGUAAACAUUUACCAUGAGUGAUACAAUACAGAACCACUGUACAGAAAUCCCUCCUUUACCGCGGUUAAUUGAUUCCAGACCCGACCGCGUGCGACAAGCUAACUUCCGCAAAGUAGGAUUCAAUAAUGAAUUGAAUACUUUCGUAGUUAUUGCAUGGAAAACCUGUUUACAAACUUCUAAAUGCGUUUUUUAACAUUAUUAGAACCCUGGAGACACGAAAUAACACUCUUAUAGUCACCUUUACAAUUGUAUUACCCGAUAUAGUAGCUACAAUCAGAGGAAAUAAGACUUAUGAGACAUAAAUAAGAUAGACUCACACAUUAGCAGUUGCUUGUUGUUCUUAGUACUUCCGGCGUACUUUCACAUUAGUGCAAAGCUCCCACAGUCAAGUGUUGGUUAACCUCCAUCAUAGUCAGUGAAAAUGUUUGGCUCACAAUAACAAAUAGAUGUGCAGCUGUUUUUCAGCGUUUUACAUUCACGUAUACAAGGUUUGUGAGGUGAUGCAUGCAGCAUUCAUACCAGCUGCCUCCUGUUUCUCUUCCAGGUCUCUGCUUUCCUCUUGGAGUUCAUGUUCUGAAAAGCUGUGAAGAGAAAAUAUGUCAGUAUCACAAUGCUCUUAUGAUUGACUUACACAAUAGGGGUGUCCCGAUCAGACAUUGGUACCGGUCUGAUAUCAGGAAAAAAAAAACAGUAUCAGAUCAUAUCAACCUGAAUCUAAAAUCUCUGAUACAAGCAGUUCAUUCCAGACUCCGCGCCAGCACUUCUAUGGAGCAGCAGGACUUCUAUUCGGCAUGCAGAGCCCGCGUGAUCGCAACAGUGUGCGCUAACAUGUUUGCCAAGGCAUUGCAUCCAAGUUUCCCGUGGUGGCACAGAACCAGGGAAGUUUACUACAACCGACCGCAUCGUGUAUUUGAAGCAGGAUUCCUGCACGGCUUCCUGAAACAUCCACCGCUGUUUGACACAUUUUGCAAAGUGUGAGAAACGCCCACGGGACGGCAAAAACUCAUUGGUUACUACGGAUGAGCUAGUACACCGCUAUCUGUAUCGGUUCACCCAUGUCAAUGAUACUGUGUCCGUAUUGGUACUCGGAGUGGGCGGGGCAUAAACCGGAAGUGGUCGUGGUUUAACUGGACGUGGGUGGGACUUAAAUCUGUACAUUAUCUUACGUGUGAAAUUGACUUGGAUUGAUGAGAAGUUGCUGUAUUUAUUGUGUGUACUGUGUGUGUGUGUGUGUGUGUGUGUGUAAGCGAUCUGUAGGACUUUAAUUAUUUUUUAAUGAACUGUGUGAAGUUGCUGAUUCAUGCAAACAUCCAGUGAUGGCAAACGGGUAAAUAAUCUGUCAGCCUUGUUUACUGUAUUUUUCUCAAAAGCACCGCUUUCAGUGCUACAAGCAAAGCUUUCCAGCUGACUUUACACCACCAGCCAAAUUAGAAGCAAGCGGACAAAAAAAAAUAAGCCACCGGCAGUGACUGCCACACGAGGCGUAUUCAGCUGUCUUGUGAAAUGCAACGCGCACGUUACGAAACAAGUUUAAGAUUGCAACGUGCAUACUGCAACGCACUGAACGGGGUGGAAUAUUUUACCACGCUUGUGUAUGUAAUGUAGCAUGAUAGCCAUACAGGCACAAUGUUUGAUGCGGCUGUGCAGGUGUACCUAAUGUUGUGGCCAGUCAAUGCAGGUUACUGUUACCACCGUCUGUGUACUCCCAACUGAAAAUGAACUAUAUUCUUAUAUUGUAGGUAGCACGCCUGUUUUAUGGUGACUUCAUGGAGUAAGACAAAAAUACAUUUCAAGGAAACAAGCGGUCAUGCUCCACCAGUUGAGUUGCUGCACAUGUAACUGACCCAACACAAGCCUGCACAGCGCUGUCUUGUCAAAAGCACCACGUACUUUACCGAACAAGUUUACCAAGUUUAACUUUAGAUACAAACCGAAACAGAGGAGCAGAGAGGCAGUGGACAGCGCCACAUGAGCAGCUGUCAACUUGCCAACUGCACCGCGUACGUGAAUGAGACGGCGCUCAAGCUCCUCUGUGGCUGCCGCCUGCAGAGUUUGUCUCGGGAGGGGCGGUCGCUGUGUGUGACUGGCCAAUCACAGAGUGUGAAGAGUGAAUACAUAAUGAGGAUUUUCUUUCAUCACGAUUACAGAUAAUGACGAGAUGUACUCGUUUAUUGCUCGUACUCGUCAAAAAUGCAUUAUCCGUAACGGAUACUCGUUCAUAACGAGUAUUCGGCUCAUCCCUAUUGGUUACAUGAAAGAGCCAGCCCCUGAGCAUGUUGAGCCUUGCUACGUUAUGCCUAUUACCAGAUGGAUAAAGAAGCAAACGGGUUAGUUUUUCUCAUUCCUUCUGUAUAGCCCUUUGCAACAUUCCAUGCUACUAAACACGUCAUAAAAGUAUGUACGAUUCGUGCUGAUAUCGGAUGGGUCUCGGGCCGUUACUCAAAGCUGCAAUAUUAGAAUUGCAUCGGAAGUGAAAAAGUUGUAUCAGAACAUCCCUAGCACUCGAUAUGUAAACCAAAUGUUAGCGACUUUGUUCAAAGUGCAACCGUGUUGUGAAAAGAGUAAAUAAGAACAUAACACAGAGAUACACGUAUGCAAGAAAUGAUUCUCAACAUUCAACACUGGAUGGCUGCAUCACAUUAAAAGAACCACUCAUUUUUGGACCAUGUUGAGAUGUCCAGAUCUCUAACAAAGUGUGAACAGUGUGUUCAUCAUUGGAGCCACAAUGAAUCAUUCGUUGGGUUUCCCUGGCAGAACAUAAUAGCUACUCAAAAUCAUUUCAAAAGCCGAGGAAUAUGAAAGCAUGUUAUUUUGGGUUUACAGCAGAUCCCCGCUUUCUGCGAACAAAAACACGCAAGUAACUAAUGUGUCCAUAAAAAUGUCUUGCCCCCCCGCCCCACCUCCAAACCCUCCUGCUAUCUUCACGUUCCCCUCUGAUUUGUCAUUAUGUUGUAAUUAUUAGAGGAGAUUCAGCUCCAGGACCGUCUGCGUCCCUCCUCGAUAUGCCUCACACACACAUGAAAGGCAUUUGAAAUGAUGACAUGCAUACGUACUCACCAAAAAUGAAUAAUGUAAGAUGAUCGAUAAACAGAUGGUAUCUGGAUGACAGUGUAGAAGUUAUAAAUUUCACUUUUGCUUCUCACAGCAACUAUGGUGCGUUCAGAGACCACCGAAAAAAGUGUAAAAUCUCACACUAAAAAAACUAUCAGCAAAACACAAAAACAAACGUAAACAUUUUUUCUUUUCGUCUUUGACACUGGUACGUGUGUGAUGUACAUUUUACCUGUAUUAUCACAUAUUCAUUAUUACCGACUUGUCCAGCAGAUAUGUUCGCUGUGGAAAAAGUGACAAUUUUCUGAGGAAAAUAAAUAAGUAAUAAAAAUGUCUAACAAAAAAUCUGUGCAUGUGCGGGCUCGUGAAUGCUGAAUGGCAAGCAUGCAGGGACUGCUGUAUGUAUGGAUUGAAAAACAUAGUUAUACUCCAACUUAUGGUCAUGCAUUGUAUGUGAAGACUGCUUUCACACGAAAUGUCACUCUUUGGAUGCGCAAAUAAGCACCACUCUGGUUUCUUUUGCGGCUCAAACAUGCUUACUGCAGAUACUGUGCGACUUUCAUGACAUGAGUGCUUGACAAGAGGAGUGAGAGAACUGCUGUGCAAUCAAAGUACGUUGGAACCAAAGGGAAGAUGUUGCCUGACUUUGCUUACUGAGGUCACUGGGCAAGCUAUGGUUCAGGUUCUUGUAGAAUUCUGUCCGGUGUGCUCUCUUAAGUCCCGUGCACAAUCCAAAGUCAGACAGCUUCACAUGACCCUGAAAUAACAACACAGUCAAUACUUCCAUGACCUCCUCAUGCAACAGUACUCAGCAGUUACACUUUUAACAUGUUUACAUUUUACUUGUUGCCUUCUAAUUAACAUUUAAAAACAUCUUUAUUCAAAUUAUGUUAUAAUAUAAAAUGAGUAGAUAAAAAUGCACUGUGACUAUUGUAAAGCGCCAUGACAGCACAGGAUAAUUCACCCUGGAGUCCAGCAGGAGGUUGUCUGGCUUGAUGUCUCUGUGGAUGAAGCCCAGCUGGUGGAUGGAAUCGAUGGCCAGGACCGUCUCUGCGAUGUAGAACUGAGUGGCCUCCUCUGUCAGAGUGUCCUUCUUCAUCAAGAGGGUCAUCAUGUCCCCUAUGGGAAUAAUAGCAAAUACCACAAGCAUGUUUGCUGAAAAUGGCCAGUUAGAGUUAGCAGUGUGGCUCGUACCCCCUGGCAGAAA